This is a messenger RNA of Paecilomyces variotii, 628 nucleotides long. RefSeq lists its product as hypothetical. The transcript has a single exon. The record is from RefSeq and is a predicted model, not a curated record. Bases 190 to 489 code for a protein of 99 amino acids. Lineage: Eukaryota; Fungi; Ascomycota; Eurotiomycetes; Eurotiales; Thermoascaceae.
UGUGGUAAGUUUUCUUUCCUUAUAUACUUGAGUUUGUCUCGAAAUAUAUACUUCACAAUACAACAAAGCUAAAAAGGCAGCGAAUAAUUAACAUAGCUGCAUAGGAACAUCUUAUCAAGAGCCUCUUAUCAUCAUCAAACUAAAUCCUCCCCGAAUACUUUAAUAUACUUAGAAACACAAAUAUCCAAAAUGCCAGCUUCCAAGACCGAAACGGCGAUUCGAUUCCCCGAAGCCCAGGAUCAGAAGCGCCGGAUCCGUAACACCACUCAGGACCGCAAGGCCGUCGACAGGAAGAAGGCAGAAGCCAGCUCAGGCCGAAAUCGCUCUCAAGACGUUACGGCAUGGCCGGUCGAAGAACUCCUCGAGACCGGAAUGGAUGAAAAUGGAAACCCGGUCCCGGAUCCUGCCUCGUAUCGUGAUGGGAACCGCGCGAGGAAGAGUAAGGGAGAGGAGGAUGUGGAUGUUUAUGAUGCUAUGAAUGCAGAUUAAGGGGAUGUAAGGUAUGGCAUGAUGAAAGGAAUGUAUAUUAGCAGGGGGAUGGUAGUGAACGACAUGAAAUUGCAUAGCUAAAUCGUCUUGUCGAUAGGCAAUGAAAAUAUACUACUUAAGUCUACUGAUACUUAGCAUG